GCUUCCUGGUGUUCAGACAGCUCUGGCUCUUGAACUCCAUCCCCAGGGCCCUCCCUGAACCUGGGCGGUGUGUCGAGUUUUUUCCCGUGCUCGUGUUUCCCAAAACCAGUAGUGGUGUCCAGAUGCGGUUUAGCAGGCGCCGAGCAGAGCAGGGGCCGAUCCCAUCCCUUGCUCCUGGCAGUGCCCCUGUGCACGCAGAGCAGCUGUUCAGCAGCAGAGGGCCCAGGGCAGAGCCCGGUGGUGCUCUGCUGCCCCUCGCCUCCAGGCAGGGCACAGCUCUGAGCCGCCAUCCCGAGCCCGCCCACCCACCACCUAUUUCCUAUUCGCCCAGCUGUCCAGCCCUGAGCCGUAACAUCCUGCCUCGGGUGCGAGGUCUGUGGGAGAGAGCGUCCAGAUCCUCGUUUGGGGCAAGGCUGCUGUCAUCCCCUGCUUUCCCUUCCCCGCGGAUUUGUCCCCUGCUCUCCGGGCUCGUGUCCCCUCGUGGUGGCGGUGGGGCAGUGCCGGUGCCGAUGACGGCGCGGGGAAUGUUGCCCGUCCGGUUCCGCUGCGGGCGGCUCCGGGCCAGAUACGUGGUGCUGCGGCUCCCAGGGGCUCUGCAGGACCGGUCCGGUCCGGGUACCCCGUGCCCGCAUGGCUCCGCGGAGGCUGAGCGCCGCGGGGCCUCGGGGACGCCGCCAUGGCGAAGCGGGAGGCCAGCGCUAGCCCGGUGGUGCGGCAGAUCGACAAACAGUUCCUGGUGUGCAGCAUCUGCCUCGACCGCUACCGCAACCCCAAGGUGCUGCCGUGCCUGCACACCUUCUGUGAGAGGCCUCCUGGCAUCCCCUGCUCCCCUUCCGUCUGGCACAGCCCUGUCCUAUCCAUCCAUCCGUCUGUCUGUCUGUAGCCCCAUGUCGAGGUGUCUCCAGAACUAUAUCCCGCCCCAGAGCCUGACCCUGUCCUGCCCCGUGUGCCGCCAGACCUCCAUCCUGCCCGAGCGUGGUGUGGCGGCCCUGCAGAACAACUUCUUCAUCACCAACCUGAUGGAAGUGCUGCAGCGCGACCCCGACAGCCGCGGCCCCCACCCCGGCCCGGGGCUGGACCCCGUCAGCGCCGUCACCGGGCAGCCCCUGUCCUGCCCCAACCACGAGGGCAAGGUGAUGGAGUUCUACUGCGAGUCCUGCGAGACCGCCAUGUGCCGCGAGUGCACCGAGGGCGAGCACCGGGAGCACGUCACCGUGCCGCUGCGCGACGUCGUGGAGCAGCACAAGGCAGCUCUGCAGCAGCAGCUGGAUGCCAUCCGCGGCAGGCUCCCGCAGCUGGCGGCCGCCAUCGCGCUGGUGUCGGAGAUCAGCCAGCAGCUGGUGGAGCGCAAGAACGAGGCGGUGUCCGAGAUCGGCAGCACCUUCGAGGAGCUGGAGAGGGCCCUGCAGCAGCGCAAGGGGCUGCUGGUGCGCGACCUGGAGGCCAUCUGCGGGGCCAAGCAGAAGGUGCUUCAGGCGCAGCUGGAGGUGCUGCGCCAGGGCCAGGAGAACAUCCUGAGCAGCUGCGCGUUCACGGAGCAGGCGCUGCACCACGGCACGGCGCCCGAGGUGCUUCUGGUGCGCAAGCAGAUGAGCGAGCGGCUGAGCGCGCUGGCCAGCCAGGAGUUCCCCGAGCACCCGCACGAGAACGACCAGCUGGACUACGUGGUGGAGACUGACGGCGUGCGCAAAUCCAUCCUCAACCUGGGAGUGCUGAUCACCACCAGCGCCACGGCGCACAAGACGGUGGCCACGGGCGAGGGGCUGCGGCACGCGGUGGUGGGGCAGCCCGCUUCGCUCAGCGUCACCACCAAGGACAAGGACGGCGAGCUGGUGCGCAGCGGCAGCGCCUGCCUGCGCUUCAUGGUGACGGGGCCGGACGGCGGCGCGGCCGAGAGCGAGGUGCAGGACAACAAGAACGGUACCUACGAGCUGCUGUACACGCCGCGUGCCGAGGGCGACUUCCAGUUGUCCAUCGCGCUGUACGGGCAGCCCAUCCGCGGGAGCCCCUUCCGUGUGCGCGCCGUCAAGGCCAGCGACGUGCCACCAUCCCCGGACGACGUGAAGCGCCGUGUCAAGUCGCCCAGCAGCGGGCACAUCCGGCAGAAGGCGGUGCGCCGGCCCUCCAGCAUGUACAGCAGCGGCAAGAAGAAGGAGAACCCCAUCGAGGACGAGCUCAUCUUCCGCGUGGGGAGCCGCGGGCGGGAGAAGGGCGAGUUCACCAACCUGCAGGGCAUCUCCACCUCCAGCACCGGCCGCAUCGUGGUGGCCGACAGCAAUAACCAAUGCGUGCAGGUGUUCUCCAACGAGGGGCAGUUCCGGCUGCGCUUCGGCGUGCGUGGCCGCUCCCCAGGGCAGCUGCAGCGCCCGACCGGCGUCACCGUGGACAUGAACGGGGACAUCAUCAUUGCUGACUACGACAACCGCUGGGUCAGCAUCUUCUCCCCCGAGGGCAAGUUCAAGACGAAGAUCGGUGCCGGGCGGCUGCUGGGCCCCAAGGGCGUCGCGGUGGACCGCAACGGGCACAUCAUCGUGGUGGACAACAAGGCGUGCUGCGUCUUCAUCUUCCAAUCCAACGGCAAGCUGGUCACCAAGUUUGGGAGCCGCGGCACGGCCGAGCGGCAGUUUGCAGGUACACUCGAUGGGCCACACUUUGUGGCGGUCAACAACAAGAACGAGAUCGUGGUGACGGAUUUCCACAACCACUCGGUGAAGGUGUACAACGCAGACGGAGAGUUCCUCUUCAAGUUCGGAUCGCACGGGGAGGGCAACGGGCAGUUCAACGCGCCCACCGGCGUGGCCGUGGACGCCAACGGGAACAUCAUCGUGGCCGACUGGGGCAACAGCCGCAUCCAGGUGGGUCCUGCCCCGAUCCUGUCCCUUCCCCAGUGGGUCUGGGCAGGGAGCGGGGUGCGCGGCCCCCAGCUGGGACCGGGUCGUAGUAUCGUUAAGGUUGCAAGAGCCCAGUGAGACCAUCGAAUCCGACGGUAGAACUGUAGGAUUGUUAAGGUCGUAGAAUCAUUAAUGGGGGCAGCUGGGAGCGGGGCACGGACAGGGUCGGUAAAGCCAUGGGGACGGUGUAGGGACAGGGCAG
Molecule: messenger RNA, 3093 nt
Organism: Numida meleagris (helmeted guineafowl)
Lineage: Eukaryota; Metazoa; Chordata; Aves; Galliformes; Numididae
Gene: TRIM3
Product: tripartite motif containing 3
Exons: 12
Coding region: 123-2969 (948 amino acids)
Biological process (GO): negative regulation of translation; protein polyubiquitination; proteasome-mediated ubiquitin-dependent protein catabolic process
Molecular function (GO): ubiquitin protein ligase activity; protein binding; translation repressor activity
Source: RefSeq, a predicted model, not a curated record